Molecule: messenger RNA, 1880 nt
Organism: Musa acuminata subsp. malaccensis (wild Malaysian banana)
Lineage: Eukaryota; Viridiplantae; Streptophyta; Magnoliopsida; Zingiberales; Musaceae
Product: ATP sulfurylase 1, chloroplastic
Biological process (GO): sulfate assimilation
Molecular function (GO): adenylylsulfate kinase activity; sulfate adenylyltransferase (ATP) activity
Source: RefSeq, a predicted model, not a curated record
GGUCACACAAGCCACCCCGUCUUCCACUCCAUGGAAACAUCAAUGUCUUCCCAAUUGGCCACGGCAGACCAAAUACGCACCACGAAAUCUAUUAAAAGGCUGCGGCAUCAUGUGAUGCAAGCCAAGGAAGGGGGGCAAAAAGACCCGAAUUUGCCUCCGUCAAUGGCUUCCAUGGCCACCUUCAUCGUCAAGUCCCCCAGCACUCCCCAUCCGAUUCUCAACACCUUCAAGCCGCAGCUCCCCUCCCGCCUCCGCCUCGUCUCGCCCCUCCGCCUCCCCUCCGCAGCUACCGCAGGCGCCGUCAAAGGCCGGAAUCCUACCCCGCGCCGCCCCGGCGUCUCCUGCAGCCUGAUCGAGCCUGAUGGCGGGAGGCUGGUCGACCUCGUCGCGCCCGAGGGGCCGGACAGAGAGGCUUUGCGCCGGGAGGCGGCGGGGUGCCCGCAGAUCAAGCUCUCGAGGAUCGAUCUCGAGUGGGUGCACGUGCUGAGCGAGGGGUGGGCAAGCCCGCUUGGCGGCUUCAUGAGGGAAGCCGAGUUCCUCCAAACGCUUCAUUUUAACUGUCUCCGCCUCGGGGACGGGUCCGUCGUCAACAUGUCGGUCCCGAUUGUUCUGGCGAUCGACGACGCCCAGAAACGGGCCAUCGGCGACCUCCGCAGGGUCGCGCUUGUUGACGCCCAGGACAAGCCUGUCGCCAUCUUGAGCGACAUUGAAAUCUACAAGCAUAACAAAGAAGAACGAAUUGCAAGAACAUGGGGAACAACUGCUCCUGGACUUCCAUAUGUUGAGGAAGCUAUAACAAAGGCUGGAAAUUGGCUAAUCGGUGGAGACUUAGAGGUUAUAGAACGAAUUAAGUACAACGAUGGUCUUGAUCAAUAUCGUUUAUCACCUGUUGAACUUCGUGAAGAAUUUUCAAGACGCAACGCAGAUGCGGUAUUUGCUUUUCAGCUACGCAAUCCCGUACACAAUGGUCAUGCCUUACUUAUGACAGACACCCGUAGGCGUCUUCUAGAAAUGGGCUAUAAAAACCCAGUUCUUUUGCUUCAUCCCUUGGGAGGUUUCACAAAAGCCGAUGAUGUACCACUUUAUUGGAGAAUGAAGCAACAUGAGAAGGUUCUUGAGGAUGGUGUUCUUAACCCAGAGACCACAGUAGUUGCAAUCUUCCCCUCUCCCAUGCAUUAUGCUGGCCCAACUGAGGUGCAGUGGCACGCAAAAUCUCGUAUAAAUGCUGGUGCAAAUUUCUACAUUGUGGGCAGAGACCCAGCAGGUAUGAGUCACCCGAUAGAGAAAAGGGACCUUUAUGAUGCUGACCAUGGGAAGAAGGUGCUCAGCAUGGCUCCUGGUCUUGAGAGGCUUAAUAUCCUACCAUUCAAGGUAGCUGCCUAUGACACCAAGCAGAAGAAAAUGGCUUUCUUUGAUCCAUCCAGACCUCAGGAUUUUCUGUUCAUCUCUGGUACAAAGAUGCGGACUCUUGCAAAGAACAGAGAGAACCCACCGGAUGGUUUCAUGUGCCCUGGUGGAUGGAAAGUAUUAGUUGAGUACUACGAUAGCAAGGAAACACAGGAAGGCAACAAAUUCCGCGAAGCUGUUCCAGCUUAAACUGUGUAAGAUUGCUCAUCAAGCAGUAGAUUGGCUCCUUGGACGACAGAAAACUUGAUGAAAACCUGAACUACUCAUUGCGUGUGUACAAACUUGUUUAUGUGUGCAAAUGUGAUGCAGUUUGGUUCUCUUCAAUGACAAACUAUAUUAAACUGGGAAUUGUUCAGAAUGUUUGUACAAACUUGUAUGCAUGAUUCAUGUAAUGUUGAAGCAAUCACUGCAAUAAAAUGCAUUCAAACACUGUUGUGACAUUCACAUAUCAAUGUAUUUUUUUGUUCGAACUC